Molecule: messenger RNA, 230 nt
Organism: Symbiodinium pilosum
Lineage: Eukaryota; Dinophyceae; Suessiales; Symbiodiniaceae
Source: the annotation of a GenBank genome assembly
GUGUGUGCGAGCUAGCACUCCGGAAGAGAGACUGCGUCGUGAACAACCAGUGCUGUAGGUUGGCCCUGCCCAACUCAGGAAACCGGGAAUUCUGGAGCGAUACAGUUUCCGACUGGAUCGAUUACAAGCUCCAGAGAAACGGCACCUGCGAUUUCAGUCACUUAAUGACAUGUGUGGAGGAACCGAUACCAAGCUGUUCGCAUUCGUCAUCGGUGAUGUGCCCUGGGUAG